AUUUUGCAUUUCCGGGAUCUCCGACGGGGAAGAGCACUGCUUUGUUUACUUCCCUGUCAACUUGGGCACACUGCUUUGAAUGGCUGUGCACAGCACAACCAUCCAAAGCAGUGUGCUUACAGUGAAGCACACAGACACCACCGCACAAUAAAACACACCCAGCACACAGUUAACCCUUUGAUCACCCCUCAUGUUAACCCCUUCCUGUCCAGUGCCAUUACUACAGUGUCAGUGCUUUUUUUUUUUUUUUAGCACUCAUCACUGUAUUGGUGUCACUGGGGAUGUCAGUGACAUCAGUGACAGCAAGUCAGUUCCCCCCUAGUGACAGAAUGUCCGCCGCAGUUCUGC
Messenger RNA from Staurois parvus, 348 nucleotides. The record is from the annotation of a GenBank genome assembly. Lineage: Eukaryota; Metazoa; Chordata; Amphibia; Anura; Ranidae.